This is a messenger RNA of Scomber japonicus (chub mackerel), 380 nucleotides long. RefSeq names its product ATP synthase membrane subunit k (gene atp5mk). The record is from RefSeq and is a predicted model, not a curated record. Lineage: Eukaryota; Metazoa; Chordata; Actinopteri; Scombriformes; Scombridae. Bases 81 to 251 code for a protein of 56 amino acids. The transcript is spliced from 4 exons.
UUUUGCGGCCUCUGUUGAAGGGCACUUGUCUCAUUCAGUCUGCAAAGGGUCGUGUGAUAAAGGACCAUUAACAAUCCAUCAUGGGAGGACACGACGCCGGAACCCAGCACCAGUUCACUGGCAUUGCCAAGUACUUCAACGCAUACACGAUCACAGGAAGGAGGAAUUGCGUUUUGGCAACAUAUGCCGCUAUAGCCAGCAUCUUCCUCAUCUACAAAUUGAAGCCCAAGAAGGCUGUCACAGCAAAGUGAUAUGUCUAUUUUGACCAUCGUUUCAAACUGCUGGGAGGGGAGAAAGCAGCUGGACGUGCUUGUAAUAAAAGUAUGACUGUUUGGAUUGCUUAUGUUAAUAAAGAACACUUAUGCCCAAAACAUAGAAAA